AUGGAAGGUGGUGAAGAAGAAGUUGAACGCAUCCCCGAUGAAAUUUUCAAUCCAAAAAAAAAGCAGUUGCUAGAUAGAUUGAUAAGGGUUGGAUUAAUUCUUGUUCUCCUGAUAUGGGGUACUGUUCUAUUACUAAGGAGUAUACCAUAUCAUUCAAGUAGACCAGAUUCUCAAAAAACAGAUCCCAAUUAUACAAAUGAUGGGAAAUUAAAGGUAUCUUUUGCUAACGUUAGGAAUAAUACGUUUCUACCCAAAUACCAUGAAUUACAAUGGAUCAUUGCCGAUAAAGCGGAAGAAGAUGAUUUAGGUCUUUAUGUUACAUUUAUGAAUGAUAGCUAUGUUGUCAAAUCUGUUUAUGAAGAUUCAUACAAUAACGUUCUUUUGAAGGGAAACACUUUCCUCCACAAUGGUCAAAACUUCACUGUUCAAUCAAUAGUCGCAUCUCCGGAUCUUAAGCAACUAUUGAUUAGAACAAAUAGUGUACAGAAUUGGAGACAUUCCACCUUCGGUUCGUAUUUUGUCUACGACGAAAAAAGCUCAUCCUUCGACCUGAUCGGAAAUGAUUUGGCCUUAGCCAUAUGGUCCCCUAAUUCCGAUGAUAUUGCAUAUGUCCAAGAUAACAAUAUAUACAUUUAUUCUACUACCUCAAAAGAGACUGUGCGGGCUGUUACUAAUGACGGGAGUUCUUUCCUUUUUAACGGUAAGCCGGAUUGGGUUUACGAAGAAGAAGUCUUUGAAGACGACAAAGCUUUGUGGUGGUCGUCAACCGGUGAUUACCUAGCAUUCUUAAAGAUUGACGAAUCAGAAGUUGGUGAGUUUGUUAUUCCCUAUUAUGUUCAGAAUGAUAAAGAUGUGUAUCCGGAAAUGCGUAGCAUCAAGUACCCGAAGAGUGGUACACCGAAUCCUCAUGCUGAAGUGUGGGUAUAUAGUAUGAAGGAUGAAACAUCCUAUCAUCCUAGGAUAAACGGAGAUAAAAAGGAUGAAAGUCUACUGAUCACUGAAGUCACAUGGGUCGGAGAUAGCAACGUCUUGAUCAAGGCUACAGAUCGUUCUUCGGACGUGUUAACAAUAUUUUUAGUAGAUACAAUUGCAAAGACCUCAAACGUUGUAAGAAAUGAAAGUGCUCGCGGAGGAUGGUGGGAGAUUACGCAUAAUACCCUGUUUAUUCCAGCUAACAAGGCUCUUGAUAGACCCCAUAAUGGUUAUGUGGAUAUUGUACCAAUAGAUGGUUACAAUCACUUAGCUUUUUUUGAGAAUAGUAAUAAUUCGUACUUUAAAAAGUUGACUAAGGGGGAAUGGGAAGUGGUCAAUGGCCCCCUUGCCUUUGAUUCAAAGGAGAAUCGUCUCUACUUUAUCUCCACUCAAAAGAACUCGACCGAGCGUCAUGUUUACUGUAUAGAUUUAAAAUCCCCGGAUGAUAUUAUCGAAGUUACAGACACCGCUGAAGACGGUGUGUAUGAUGUAUCCUUUUCUUCUGGCAGAAGGUUUGGUUUACUUACCUAUAAGGGACCUAAGGUUCCGUACCAAAAGAUUGUCGACUUCCAUUCUCACAAAAUUGACAAACACACUGAAGGUAAUGGUUUGGGUGAAACAUUAUACUAUUUGGAGAGGAAUGAGGAAAUAAGCAAAACUUUAGAUGACUAUUCGGUCCCUAAGAAAAUAUUCAAGGAGUUGAAUUUGGGGAAAGACGAAUCGGGAGUCGAUAUAUUGGUGAAUUCGUACGAAAUAUUUCCAAAUGAUUUUGAUGAAACAUUGGAUGGUCAUUAUCCUGUAUUUUUCUUCGCAUAUGGUGGACCAAAUUCCCAGCAGGUCAUCAAAACCUUUUCCGUAGGAUUCAACGAAGUGGUAGCUUCACAAUUAAACGCAGUUGUAGUUGUCGUUGACGGCCGUGGAACUGGGUUUAAGGGACAAAGCUUCAGAGCCCUUGUUCGCGAUAAACUCGGUGAUUACGAGGCCCGUGACCAAAUAUCUGCUGCCUCAUUGUAUAGUUCGCUAAGUUUUGUCGAUUCACAAAAAAUUUCCUUAUUUGGUUGGUCAUAUGGAGGGUACUUAACACUGAAAACCUUGGAAAAGGAUGCGGGAAAACACUUCAAGUACGGAAUGUCUGUCGCCCCGGUGACCGACUGGAGAUUUUACGAUUCUGUUUAUACUGAAAGGUACAUGCAUACUCCCCAAGAAAACUUCGAUGGCUACGUAGAAUCAAGCGUGCACAAUGUCACUGCCUUAGCACAGGCAAACAGGUUUCUAUUAAUGCACGGAACAGGGGAUGACAAUGUUCACUUCCAAAACUCUUUGAAGUUCCUGGACCUUUUAAACCUAAAUGGCGUCGAAAACUAUGAUGUUCACGUCUUUCCUGAUUCGGACCACAGUAUAAGAUACCACAAUGCGAAUGUGAUUGUUUUUGACAAGCUACUGGCUUGGGCAAAGCAUGCCUUCAAUGGGGAAUACGUCAAAUAA
Messenger RNA from Saccharomyces kudriavzevii IFO 1802, 2457 nucleotides. RefSeq names its product dipeptidyl aminopeptidase (gene DAP2). The transcript has a single exon. The coding region runs from base 1 to 2457 and encodes 818 amino acids. Gene Ontology annotation, molecular function: dipeptidyl-peptidase activity; serine-type endopeptidase activity. Gene Ontology annotation, biological process: proteolysis. NCBI's taxonomy places the organism in Eukaryota, Fungi, Ascomycota, Saccharomycetes, Saccharomycetales, Saccharomycetaceae. The record is from RefSeq and is a predicted model, not a curated record.